This is a messenger RNA of Physcomitrium patens, 1378 nucleotides long. RefSeq lists its product as uncharacterized. The record is from RefSeq and is a predicted model, not a curated record. Gene Ontology annotation, molecular function: S-adenosylmethionine-dependent methyltransferase activity. NCBI's taxonomy places the organism in Eukaryota, Viridiplantae, Streptophyta, Bryopsida, Funariales, Funariaceae.
GUCAUUUCUAAUCCAAGUUGCAGCUGUGUGCGUGUGGAUGUGCGUUCACGAACCUGAUUUUGCCUGGCAACUCCUAAGUUUCCAGUAGUGUGGACGCAGCCAUGGCGUCUGUGGGACUCUCCUGUAGCCGUCUCAUCACCGGGCUCAAUCUUCCCAAGGCCAGAGAGUCGCAAUUAUCAUCUAACCUUUCAUCGCCGGAAUUUCCCAGCUUCAAGGCAGUGAAAGAGUUUCGUCCACUGAAGGUGUUGGAGCCGUUUGGGAACAACUUGUUAUGUAGGUUAAGAGGGAGUAAAAGGAUUGGAACCAUCUGUGCUUCUAUUCAAGAUCAUGCCUCUCAAUUUGCGGAGCAAUCGUUUCGUUGGUCAGCCUGCAAGUGCUGCAGUCGACGGAGCUUUGUCACCUCCUCAGCAGGCGCACUUAUUGCAACUGCACAGGGUGAUAAGUUAUUGCAAGCCGCUGAAAGCUCCAUCCAGAAUGACGAUGCGAUACGGGAAGCAAUACAUCCUGCUCGGCCAGGAUGGUACGAAGAAUUUUAUGCAACGGUAAUGAACACCACCAUGCGCGAGUAUGAAGCUGAGGUAGCAGGCUACAAGAGAAAGCUAUUCUCUCGUCUCGACGGCAACGUGAAAACAGUACUGGAAUUAGGUGUCGGCACUGGGCCGAAUUUGGCGUACUAUGGUGGGAGAACCUCGAUAACUAACGUUAUAGGGGUGGAUCCGAAUGAAAAAAUGGCUCGUUAUGCCAAAGAAGCCGCGGUUGCAGCCGGCUUUUCACCAGAGCAAUUCAAAUUCGUGCACGCUGUUGGUGAGGGACUACCUUUACCAAGCGGAAGUGUCGACGCUGUAAUUGGUACUCUUGUGUUGUGCUCAGUUUUUGAUGUAUCCUCAACCCUGAAAGAGGUCCAAAGAGUGUUGAGACCAGGAGGCAUGUUUUUGUUUGUGGAACAUGUUGCUGCGCCUGAAGGUGACAGUCUGAGGUUCUGGCAAAAGCUCCUCGACCCUCUACAGCAGUUGGUGGCGGAUGGUUGCCAUCUCCAACGCGACACACUCAGUUUAAUUGAAGCUGCACAAUUUGCUAGCGUAAAUGCAGAGAGAGUUAAUGUCAAUGGAAUAUCUCUCAUUGCACCACAUGUAGUAGGUUCUGCUUGCGUUUCAUGACAAUACUAAAGAAUUUUGUGAGGAUCAUGUGGAUUUAUAAUUGGAUAGAAUGUCGCUUUAUAUUUAAAUCCAUCCAUGCCAUGCAUACUUUGCUGAAAAGAGGUCAAAUCCAUUUUGAAAGUUCAGACCCUUUUGAGCAUGGUGAAGACUGUAAUUUGGAUAAAAAUGUAGAAACUCUUAUUUAAUCUGGAAUACAAAACCAUAUAAAAGAGUUCACAGCA